Molecule: messenger RNA, 6543 nt
Organism: Linum trigynum
Lineage: Eukaryota; Viridiplantae; Streptophyta; Magnoliopsida; Malpighiales; Linaceae
Source: the annotation of a GenBank genome assembly
AUGUUUGAGGAAGGCCUGAUGGGUUCGUGUGCGGAUGCUGUUGCGGUCAAUGAACCAGUCCAUCAACCUGCUUUCGAGCAGCAGCAGCAGCAGCAGCACUCUUCCUGCAUGGAGUUCGUCGAGAAUUUGGUUGCUGAUGACCGCCUACCUUGUUUGGAAAACGGCGAGACCUCCGCCGCGGCUCCUGAUUUGAAUCCCACCGCUGUGCUGGAUUGCUCUCUGGGACCGGCUCAAAAUGAUAAUGCUGCUACUAGCGUAACCCCUGCCCACGCUUUAGCUACUACAUCUGUUGAAGAUGGAGUUGCGGUAAUAGAGGCCGGGAAUGAUAGUGCGGUCGGUUUGAACGCAGGAAAUUUGAUAUGUCAGGUUAGUGAGCAUUCUUUGAGUAUGAUUCAUGGGGGUUAUGUGCAGUAUAAUUAUAAUGGGGAUACUGAUGGAUUAUGUUGUGGUAAGGUGGAGAAUGAUGGAUGGCUUAAUGAUGAGCACAAAGGAAUGAGGGAUGAAAACGGUGGUAGUGUUGAGAUGGGUGUGGAGGAGGAAAUAGAUUCUUUCUUUGCAACUGAGUUUGAUAAUCAGCAAGACCUGCUUCCUCCACUGGGUCCUGAAAUGCAUGCCGAAGUGAAUUGUUUAUCUAGAGAAUGGAGUUAUGUAGAGAACAAACAGAUUCCUUCUACUAAUGAGGUUUUGUGUGUUACCGACGAGGAACAUGUUGAUUCAGUAGGUGGGGGCAGUGAUACGGAAAGGCAAAAUUUGAGUUCACUACCAUUUGAAACUGCAGGGUGCAUACCUCCUACUUGUAUUCAACAGGAUAUCCAGAAUGAUGAUCUGUCUGUUACUUCUUCCUCCUUCAAAGCAUUGCCAGAGGUUGUCGACAAGACAGAUGAUGCCUUACACAGGCUGGAGACUACUACUAGUGGCCAGUUGUCUUCGCAGCGUUGUGUGGAGUUGUCUAAGUUUAUCUUAACAAUUGAUUCAGUGCAAAAAGUUGCUCACAAGAAUGAUAAUGAGCCUGCUGCUUCUUCCGUUGUAGAAGGUGCUGAAGAAAUCAAGGAACACGAACAUGAACCUUUGGGGGCUGCUGGAAGUGUUUUAGAGGGCCGAUUGUCUUCUUCAGUUGAGGGCAGAAUAUGCACAGCAAAAGUUCCAUCGUCAACUGAGUGUCCUCAACAAAAUGAGCCGGACAACUGGACUAUCAGUGGUUUAACAUCAGAAAAGAUUGGGGAUGGAGAAAGUGAUGCUUCUGCAGACACAGAAGUCGAUAUAGGCACCUGGAUAUCACCACAUGGUGAUGAGUCUCCCCCAAGAACACUAAGCAAUAGUGGUCCUAUGAUUGGUUCUGAGAAGAAUAUUAAUCAGGAAUAUGACAAAGCUGAUACUUCUCUUGUAAAUAUUGACACAAAGGGUGAAAAAGUUUGUCGAUUUCUCCAAGUAUUGCCUUCACUAGCUUGCAAAAAGACCUUGGAGUACUUACCUACAGCUGCUUCACUCAGCAAUUGUACUCAACAGAAUGGGAAAAUGAAUGGAAGAAAUGUAGACAGUUCUUCUGCAGAAAGCACUUCAGAAAUUUUGGAGGAGAGAAUUGAUACUUCAACUGCUAAGGCUGAAUUUGUUCAUCAGACAAUGUGUGUGGAAGGAAAUAACUGCUAUCUUCCGGAUGGAAUCCCUAAAAUUGCCACCACUGUAUCUAUUGAGAAAUUUGCUUGUCCUGAGUCUUGCCAGCCCUGUGACAUUGCAGAGAGUGGAUUUUCUAAUCGAGUGGAGGGUCCACAUCCUUGUGCGACGGACAAUUUCUGUUCCAUGGAAUCUGGCAGCACAGAUGCAUGUAAUGAACAGACAGAAAAUGAGGGUAAAAACCAGCGCAGAACUGAUUAUAUUUUAAAGAACAAAUGCCUGCGCACUCAGUCUGAUCCUCCACGAAACAGCCGAGCUGGCAGAUCAAGUCGAAAGACUCGGACCACAAAGACUAAGAACAAGGGAAGGAGAAUAGCUCAAGUAAUGGACUUCAAGAAAAGGAAAAGAAGCUUCCUACCCAAACGGACUCGAGCUUGUGAAUGGGGAUCACUGGGGAAAGUCAUGGAGUAUUUCAAGGUGAUUGAUGAGCUUGGAGAUGGUGAAACUGGGAAUUUGAAAUCACUAAAAGAAAGGGCGGGUCAAGCAAGUCGAAAGCAAAACAAGAAUAGAGCUCAAGGAAGCUUGCGCGAAUCCGGUGUAGGAAGCUAUACUUUGACUACUCGCAUUCGUUUGAAAGUUAAAGUGGGCAAAGAGGUUAGUCAAGCAACUUUGAACAACAUUGUUCAUAAGGCAGAGGUAGUUAACAUGGCAGUACCCAUGGAUGCUGGUACUGAUGUCCUUGUAACCAAGUCCUAUCAGCAAGUCACCUCUGACGUCUCGAAGAUCAAUGUUGAUAGAGAUGAAGUUGUGCAACAGACUCUUCCUGGCACGCAAUUGGAGAAGUUUCCAGCAGAUUUUGAUGCUUCGGUUGCAGAUGCAUAUUAUUCAAACAAUCAGCUCGAGUGCUCUCUAUUUAAUAAGAAGUCAACUGAAGAUGUGGCAGGGGAUUAUCUUCAGGAUCAUGCUCAUAUAGGGGUUGGCUUUGAAGCAUCUAGAGAGAGGACUUGUGCUAGUUUAGGAAAUUCACCAGAAUCAGAAGUCAUAAAUCUAGUACCUGAGAUUCAGGUUGGAGCACAAUGUUUGCAAGAUACGCCGCCUGAUUGUGGUUUGGCAAGUUUAAAAAUGAUAGCUCCUUCUGGGCCUCUUCCCGAAAACAGUAAGGGCAAGAAGAGUAAAUCAGUUGCUGCAGGAAGCACAAACAAAGAAGUUAAAUCAGCCAAGAAGAAAGGUGUUAGGCAGACAAAGAUAGAGAAAUCUUAUAAUGGUGGUGUGCUGACUUCUUCAGUGAUAGAGAGAACGUCAGGCAACUCAUCAAGCAACAAGGAAGCUUCUGUUGAGCAAUUACCUUCAUCAGAAGAAACUGAGUUGACAGUCUUUAGAGAAGCCAGCGAUAUGGAUUUUAGUUUGCCCCAGUCACAGGCGUCCAAGGAUAUGCUUCCUUCAACUAAAGCUAAGGGGAGUGGAAGUCCAAAUACUUUGGACGGAUCUACGAAGGGAAGGUCUAAAAAUUCAUCUUCGGGGAAAAGUAGAAGGUCAAGCAGUUGUAAACAGAAGGUAAAUGAGAAGGGGACUGUUAGCGAUGUUGAUGCAACUGCUCGUGAUCCUGAUGUUAAUGGAGUGGAAGGUGGUUUGGGAAAAGUUGUUGAUGAUUCGGGCGCGUCAUUGGAUACUGUACCGAAGCAGCAUUUGCCUGUCGAUAGUGCUUGGGCGCACUGUGAUGAUUGUCAUAAAUGGAGACGUAUUCCAGUUGAACUGGUGCAGAUGAUUGGACAAAAUGACCGUAGAUGGACAUGCAAGGACAACGUGGAAAAAAUUUAUGCAGAUUGCUCCAUUCCCCAGGAAAAGUCCAAUUCAGAAAUUAAUGCAGAGUUGGGAAUAUCAGACGGAGAUGAAGAUGCCUUCGAUAUCCCUGUGAACAAUAAAGGGAUAGAGAAUAGACAAAUAGUUUCCAAGGAGCAUGAAUUUACACGGAUUUCUACUAAUCAGUUUCUGCACCGUCGUCGUAAGACUCAAAACAUUGAUGAGGUUAUGGUUUGCCAUUGUCGACCACCAGUAGAUGGCACGCUGGGAUGUGGAGAUGAAUGCUUGAAUCGUAUGCUCAACAUUGAAUGUGUUCACGGCACCUGCCCUUGUGGGGACCUCUGUUCAAAUCAACAGUUCCAAAAGCAAACUUAUGCCAAGAUGAAGUGGGAUCGAUGUGGCAAGAAAGGUUUUGGACUGCGAAUGCAAGAGGAUAUUUCGAAAGGGCAUUUUCUUAUAGAAUACGUUGGAGAGGUGCUUGAUAUGCGAGCUUACGAAGCACGACAAAAGGACUAUGCAGCCAAGGGUCAUAAGCAUUUCUACUUUAUGACAUUAGAUGGCAGUGAGGUAAUCGAUGCGUGUGCCAAAGGGAACUUGGGACGUUUCAUUAACCACAGCUGUGAUCCUAAUUGUCGUACUGAAAAGUGGGUUGUCAAUGGAGAAAUUUGUAUUGGGCUGUUUGCACUGAGGAAUAUUAAGAAGGAUGAGGAGUUGACAUUUGACUACAACUAUGUAAGGGUUUUUGGGGCAGCUGCCAAGAAAUGCUAUUGCAGUUCGGCUCAAUGCCGUGGUUACAUUGGCGGUGAUCCAACUAACUAUGAAGUGAUUGAUCAAGUUGAUUCAGAUGAAGAAUUUCCUGAACCUGUGAUGUUUGAUGACCGAGGAAAAGCUUUGAUAAAAGCACGGUCUUCUGCACAAACACAGAUUACGGAGAGUGUUUCAACAGAAAGGUAUAAAUUGGAUGAGGAAGUGGAAUCUCUCGGAAAAUGCAUGGUCUCACCAAACGUCAGUGCUUCUAUGAGUAAAUCUCCUGAUAUCUCUCAUGCUCGUGGUUCUUUGGAAAUGACUGAUAUAAAUGCAAAAGACCCUCGUCCAUCAAUGGAAAUCUCUUGCCAAGCUGAACAGAUAAUGAGCAACCCCUCCUUUGAUAUUGAGAAAGAUAUUUCAAUGGAGGAACCUGUUGACAGAAGCUCUAGUUGUACGCAGAUAUCGGAGAAAUCUACUAUCCCAACACCUGUCAAACCAUCAAGUGAUGAUACUGUCGUUAAUAAGAAGUCAAAAUCUGCCUCUGAAGAGAAGCGGGUUUUUGUAAAGUCCCGUUUUCUAUUCAAAAGUCAAUCUGGAUCCACUAAGAAAGGGAAGCUUAACGGUAGUCCUCAAAUUGUAAAUAAAUCUCAGACGGGGACCAACAAGCUUCAAGUGCAACCUCUAAAGGUUAAAAAAGGCAUAGAAGGUGUUCCUAAUGGUCGUCUUGAGACAGUCGAGGAGAAACUUAAUGAACUGUUAGAUGCCGAGGGUGGCAUAACAAAGCGAAAAGAUGCAGCUAAAGGCUAUCUGAAGCUUCUGCUUCUUACUGCUGCUUCGGGUGCUGGUGUAAAUGGUGAAGGAAUCCAAAGUAAUCGAGAUCUCUCCAUGAUCCUUGAUGCAAUUUUGAAAACCAAAUCCCGGGCAGUCUUAAUUGAUAUAAUUAACAAAAAUGGUCUGCAGAUGCUUCAUAAUAUAAUGAAGAGGUAUAGACGAGACUUUAAGAAGAUUCCAAUUGUCCGUAAACUUCUAAAGGUUAUAGAGUAUUUGGCGGUCAGGGAGAUACUUACAACCGAGCAUAUAUAUGGCGGGCCUCCACGGGUGGGCAUGGAGAGUUUUCGGGAAUCAAUGUUGUCCCUGACAGAGCACGAUGAUAAGCAGGUACAUCAAAUUGCACGGAGCUUUAGGGAUAAAUGGUUUCCUCGACAAAGGUACGAGUUUAGGUCAAGCUGUCCAGAUAAGGAUGAGGGGAGGAAGGAAUUCCACAGGGUAUCGAGCGGCCAUAGGCCACCAUCAAUAGUACACAGUUAUCGAAGACAUGCUCAGUGUGCUAGAUCCACAGAAGCCAUAGAUUGUGUUGGCCAAUCAAAGGUCUCAACAACUUCAUCAGACAGUGCUGUUGUGCUUUCAGAGGUUCCAUUGAGUUCGGUUGAAAGAAGUGUGAAUGAAGGCUCUUCUGCUCCUUGUACUACUGAAGUCAAUCAAAGGACCCGCAAGCGGAAAAGCAGGUGGGACCAACCAGCUCCGAGUAAGCAUGAUUUUCAGAAGAAGCCAGAGGAAUUUGAGAAUUUGAGGAAAGUUGAAGACAGUUGCUAUCAGCAAGGUGAAGCCAGUGAUGCUGUUGAUGUUCCACCCGGAUUCUCAUCUAAUCCUGUGGUUUCCUCUGUGGAAUCUUCUGUUAACUGUCAGCAAAGUGAAGCUAGUGAUGCUGUUGAUGUUCCACCAGGGUUCUCAUCUAAUCCUGUGGUUUCCUCUGUGGAAUCUUCUGAUAACAGCUUGCUCGAUGUCGCUGAUAUUCUCCCAAAACAUAGUACUUGUCUUCUGAACUAUCCACUGAAUGAAGUUGUCGGAAAUCUGCAGAAGAAAUUCGACUCUUGCUUGCCUGUCUCGUAUGGAAUUCCCUGGCAUAUUAUGCAGCAAUUUGGGUCACCUCGGGAUGAAACUGGAAGUAGUUGGGUUGUUGCUCCAGGGAUACCGUUCCAUCCAUUUCCACCCUUACCCCCUGCUCCUUACCCUAAGAAGGAAGCCCAAGAUUGUCUUGCUACAAAUCACCAGGAACUUGUCAGCCGCCAUUCUGGUGGCUGUCCAGUUGAAAAUAUUGUUGCGGGCACAGCUGGUUGUAGCAAUGUUGACACUGUGAUUCCUUCUGGAACUGGGACACAUGCGUUCAAUCGCCCAAAGGGCGGUUCGUAUGGUCUGGGGAGGAAGUACUUUAAGCAACGGAAGUGGAACAAAAGGUCCCAGUGGAAUUCGAGGAAUGAAGGGUCGGUACAUAAUGGGAACAAUACGAGAAAUGGGGUGGUUUGGAGCUCCGAUAUGGGAGGAAGCACGACUCAACACGAGCACACAAAUUCUUCAUUUAGCUCAUCCACAGGUUGUAACCAGUAG